This is a messenger RNA of Lactuca saligna, 200 nucleotides long. Lineage: Eukaryota; Viridiplantae; Streptophyta; Magnoliopsida; Asterales; Asteraceae. The record is from the annotation of a GenBank genome assembly.
AUACCUCCAUUCUGAAUGAAGAUGCUCUAGAAAACCCAAAACCAUUACUAACCGUCAACGACUCCAAACACAACACUAUUUUGCAAUUAAGAGCUUAUUUGGGUGAUCUUUACUCUUUAUGGAAGCAAAGGAUUGAAAAGAGAAAAUUGUUUCAGGAUGUGACCAUCGAAGGAUUUAGUUACGUUUUAUAUCUCUCAAAG